GUCAUUUUGUUCGAGGCAGGCACGAUUGCCUGAGGCACACCCCUUCCGAUCAUCGCCCGUCUUCCCGGUCGAAUCAAAUGGCCAUCCUCGAAGCCUCAUCAUGCAUACCCCGCUCCGAACUGCGCGGCCGGACGGAAUCGCAGGAGGCACCGUGGCACCUGCCUGGAUAUCCAAAGCUGGGCCAACUCAAUCAACACUGUAGACGACUUCAACCCGUCAACUACCGGUAAUUAUGGAAGAACACGACUGGCAUAGUAAUUUCCAAGAACGGCUGGAAGAAUGGGAGACGGACUUGCCGGAGUCAUAGCUCCGAACGGACCUGGCAAGAAACGGGACAGGGUACUCCAGGGUGAUAGGCCGCCGACGUUGUUGCCACCUCUCGAGGAGCGAGGCUGGGGACGGGUGGCAGCAUUUGAAGUUGGGCAAUAUUCUGGCACCAAAGGACUCAAAAACUUCGUCACCUACGACUCGAAUAGGUUGGGUGAGCCCUGUAGCCCGAAAGACCUCUUGGAUUGGUGGUCCAGCAGAAGAUACCAUGACGAUCGCACCGACACAGAUACUGCAGGUAGAGUCAUCAUCCUCGAAGACCUCGGGCGCGCGUGGAUCGAUGCCCUCUGCGACAUAUUCCCACGCAUUCCUUUCGACUUUUUUGCUCGCCACUGGGCAAAUCCUACCCUACACAACCGUGGCGCGGCCCGCCCACCAUUGGCACAAGACCCGCGAUACCACUGUGUACUGUCGUACACCCAGCUUCACGACGCCAAACUUUCAAAUCCUAGCGAAACUCCCGAAUUUCACCGCCUGGCCGGAUCCGCUUACAGAACUAUCUCAUUCGGCCAAGACGAGCCCAAGGACGACCGCCCGGAUGGGUACGAUACAAGCAGUUCGGGGGGGCGGAAAUCUCGACAACCUGAAGAAGAUAGGAUGGCGCCUCAACCGGCCGUGAGCCAGCAGCUAGUUAGCUUUUGGGGAGCGGAACCAGCUAGCUCUGGGAAACCCUGGGAAGCUGUGAUACUGGUAGACCCCCCACUCGACAGCGAUAUCAACCGGGCAAUAUACUUUGAGAACUGGGAGACUGAAAAUGACGGUUCCGGGACAAAGGCUCGAACCCGCUGGAGGAACUGGGAACGGUACACACCAGCGAAAGCGUCAAUUCCGACCCUCCCAAAACUUACGCAGAGUGUGGGGGGAAAGCCGAAGCGACUGAAAGGGGUAUCCAUGUUUGACGAUAUUGUGAGCCUCCUGGGGGAGAGCUUGACACCCCUAGGAGAGAAACAUACCCUUCGCGAGACCGAACCAUCAUUUGGCUACUUCGAGACCUUGGCCGGGGAAGUAGAAGUCGGGGAUGUAGGAAGGCUCUGCUGCCAUAUGGUCAUGGCCAAGACAGCCGUGGAGAUGCAACAAAUGUUUGGCGACGCCUACCGCCUCAAGCUCGUGUCGGCACUCGAGCUCGAUCUGCGAGAUAUUGCCGCCUUCAACUUCAAAGAUUUCGAUCACCGCGCCUGGAAUCUCAAGUGGGAGGGGCGUCGAUUCACACGGCUGUGGAAGAAGCGUGAGGAGCUGGAGCUUCUGCGGUACAGGCUAAAACUCAACAUCAGAACCGUUGAGAAUAUCUUGAACUCGGGUGACUUUUAUCCGCGCUCAAUCGUUAGCACUAGACAUGAGAUCGACUCGAAUCGGCGCCGGAGGGAACUUGAACUCACCCAGGAACGCCAGAGGGAACUUGAACUCAACUGGGAACGCCAGGCGGAACUUGAACUGACGGAAUGGAAAAACCUGGAACUAACGGCAGACUACGCCGAUGAGAUGAUCAGGAGGACAACGGAGAGCUACCUCCAGACAGUCGCUGCGUGUCAAGCAUCGGCUGCAACCGCCCAGGCAAAUUUCGUCGGCCAAAUUACCAAAAUGGCAUCGGUUUUCGUUCCUGUCAGCCUCAUCGCUGCCAUCUUUUCCAUGGGGGGCAAUUUUGCAGCUGGUAGCGAGCUCUUUUGGAUCUUCUGGGCAGUUUCGAUGCCCGUCGCGGUCGGGUUGAUUGCGUGGAUGUUUGGGAAAGACAUGUGGGGGAUGGCGAAGGAAUUUAUCAUCGAAACCGGUCGGUCUUUUCGGGUUUGGUUUGACACCAAUGUCCGGAAGAAACCGAAGGCACCCAAGGUUGAGAACGUUGGCUUCGGAAUGGCCUGAGUCUUUUGUCCUCGGUGCUACUCCUGGAUACAGUAGGGAGGGAGGGGUUUAGGUGCCACAGGUCUGCGUUUCACGUCACAGUAUUAUUGUAGCUAUGUACCCAACAGCGAAAGGGUUGUGAGGUAAGGUACCUUGGUGCAUCGCCGUUUGUUUCUUCCCUCAUCCAACCUUUCUCGGUUUAUUUUACGGCCGGAACCGGGUCGCCUCCUGGGAGGUACCUGACGGACCAACCUACCCCAUUUCCCCCUACUAGGACUACUAGCUCGAGCUACAACAACGAGCGCAAUCCUCGAACAUCGUUAACACCCUCACCGCCCCAGCAAGCAAGCUAGCAUUCACAAUCAAACUUACACGUUGAAAGGAACGAAAAGUUGUCACAGAGCGCCAACAAGCA
Messenger RNA from Chaetomium fimeti, 2575 nucleotides. RefSeq lists its product as uncharacterized. Bases 280 to 2181 code for a protein of 633 amino acids. NCBI's taxonomy places the organism in Eukaryota, Fungi, Ascomycota, Sordariomycetes, Sordariales, Chaetomiaceae. The transcript has 9 exons. The record is from RefSeq and is a predicted model, not a curated record.